This is a messenger RNA of Fundulus heteroclitus (mummichog), 699 nucleotides long. RefSeq names its product monocyte chemotactic protein 1B. The record is from RefSeq and is a predicted model, not a curated record. NCBI's taxonomy places the organism in Eukaryota, Metazoa, Chordata, Actinopteri, Cyprinodontiformes, Fundulidae. Gene Ontology annotation, biological process: cellular response to interleukin-1; inflammatory response; chemokine-mediated signaling pathway. Gene Ontology annotation, cellular component: extracellular region. The coding region runs from base 97 to 411 and encodes 104 amino acids. Gene Ontology annotation, molecular function: CCR chemokine receptor binding; chemokine activity. The transcript is spliced from 3 exons.
CAAGAGGUUUAUAUGAAUGCAGAUUGAGUUGGUGGUCUUUAAAACGGCUCAAGGCACAGGCUUCACAUCACAUUCAUUUCCGCUGCAGAGAGCAACAUGACGAGUAUCCCCUUCACCCUGCUUUUAUUGGUAACCAUGAUGGUGCCGACAACCUCAGCACAAGGUGGCAUCUCAACCUGUUGUCUGAAAAUCACCGGGACAAAAGUCCAUCGAGACCUGCUGAGGAAGUACUACGUAGAAGAUCCAUCAUCAUGCACUCAACAUGCAGUGGUAUUCACAACAGUUCAAGGGAAACGAAUCUGUGCCAGCAAGACCAAUGUGUGGACAAAGACCAGCAUGGCCUAUAUAGAUGGAAAAAACUGGCAGCAAAAACAUCAGACCUUAAAAACGACAUCCCUGACCGGAAUAUAGUGGACACUGAUCCCUCUAUUUAAACACAAGGGCUCUGUCAAUCAGCUUAAACUAUCGGAGUUUAACCAAAUUUAAACUUUAUAAUGUACCUCAGUUUAUAAUUCUAAACAUGUAUUGUAUUUACCUUUUGUUUGACUUUAUUUAAUAUUUCUAACUGAUGUAAAUAUGUAAAUACAAUGUGACUGAAGACUGACUCAAGUUUGUUAUAGUUUCAAGAAUAUAACUUCAUGAUCUUAAAAUUCUAAUCUGAUUAAAACUGGGGCCGUCUCAUUCUCAGCUCUCACUGUU